GUAGACGUCAACGAAUUAAACACCGGCAUAUUAGCGUAAUUCUUUGAACUGUUUAUAAAGUCUGAUUCUUUAUUGCAAUAUGAUUGAGACGUUGUAUAGCUUACCAUUCCAAAUAUUGGUGCCUCCAAAUAUCAAAAUCCGACGACCGACAUGGAUUCGUAAACCUUCCCCAAUGGUUAUGUUUUCUAUUGUGCUACUGUCGUAUUUCCUCGUCACCGGUGGAAUUAUAUACGAUGUAAUUGUGGAGCCACCAAGUGUAGGAGCUACGGUAGAUGAACAUGGGCAUUCUCGGCCCGUCGCUUUCAUGCCUUACCGAGUAAAUGGUCAAUAUAUAAUGGAAGGAUUGGCUAGCAGUUUUCUAUUCACUAUCGGAGGUCUAGGAUUCAUCAUAAUGGAUCAAACACAUAUACCAGGAAAAACAAACCUUAAUCGUUUUCUUUUAACCGCGAUGGGAUUUAUAUUUAUACUAGUUUCAUUUUUCACAACUUGGCUAUUUAUGCGUAUGAAAUUACCCAGCUACUUGCAGCCAUGAGUGAAAAAAUCGAGGUUGGCAUUGGGUUCUCGAACAUUUUGUAAUACACUUUUGCCAUCUACGUUAAACAAAUAUUAUAAAGAAGGUCUUUAGUGUACGUUCUUACUUAGUAAUUUAAAUCAACUGUUUUAAGUUAAAUUGAAAAUUUUAUUUAUCAAAUGUCACUUACUCAUAUACAGUUGUAUUGCAAUACAAUACCAUAAAUGCACAUUGGAAGUACAUAAA
Bactrocera tryoni is the source of this 757-nucleotide messenger RNA. Its product is annotated as putative oligosaccharyltransferase complex subunit CG9662. The transcript is spliced from 2 exons. The record is from RefSeq and is a predicted model, not a curated record. Lineage: Eukaryota; Metazoa; Arthropoda; Insecta; Diptera; Tephritidae. Gene Ontology annotation, cellular component: oligosaccharyltransferase complex. Bases 80 to 532 code for a protein of 150 amino acids.